This is a messenger RNA of Porites evermanni, 692 nucleotides long. The record is from the annotation of a GenBank genome assembly. NCBI's taxonomy places the organism in Eukaryota, Metazoa, Cnidaria, Anthozoa, Scleractinia, Poritidae.
AUGGAAGCCCUCCAGUCCAACUAUGUUCCAACAGUGACUUCUAAUGGUGGUGGGAGCAAGAUCUUGCAAAAGGUGAUCUUUGACGGAGACCAAUUAACAGAGGAACGAGCUCGGAAUUGGCAGUGGGCAAAUACACUGGCUGAAUCUCCAUCAGAGCGCCUAGAAGGAAUAACACCAGCCUUUGCUGACUGGCACUUAAAGAUGUUUCUUGGGGUAUGUAUGUAUUCGAAAAAUUAAUGUUAACAAUAAAGUUUAUGAAAACAAAACAGAACAAUUCCUGCGUUAUCAAGGCAUACGUUAUAUUUUAAACACAUAACAAAUAAGGUUGCUCUGAAUAUCAUUAAUUUAUAUUCCUUUUCUUGGCAGCUGUAUAAUAAUACAAAAUAAACAAUCAUAUAUCAUGGGAUUGGAGCCUGUAUGAUUAACCUACAAAGAGUUUGAUGUUAUUUUAAUGUUUUCUUUAAGCAAUAUUGUUACUGUGUAUUCAGAUCUUCAAGCAGCUGUUCUUUAAGGAAGGUUCAGCUGCUGAGAUGGGCACCUCCUGUGCAUUAAUGAAUCGAACAGGGAAGAGCAAUGCUAAAAGGGGUACUGAAAAGGAUUACAAUGCUUUCAAAGAUUUCAUUGAUCGUGAAACUGAGGCCCAUAUUAUUACAAAGUGGAUGCUAUUUUCUGGCAUGACUGAUAUGGAAGGA